AAGCCUCUAAAGGUGUGUCUUGAAGCAUAGCUCCAGCAAGCAGGUACCUUUUAAGCUAUUCAAGGUCAAUAUGAAUACAGACUCAAAGGAGGUUUUAUCUCUGGAUGUUCAAGUUCCUGAGGUGUGGGAAGAGCUUCUGACAAUGAAAGUGGAGGCAGAAAGUCACCUUCAAAAGCAGGUAUCCAGGUUGAAGCGCAACAAUCCACUGGCAAGGGAAAUCUUCCGAAGGCACUUUCGACAACUCUGCUACCAGGAGACCCCUGGACCAAGGGAGGCUCUUACCCGGCUCCAGGAACUUUGCUAUCAGUGGUUGAGACCACAUGUAAGCACAAAGGAGCAGAUUUUGGAUCUGCUGGUGCUGGAGCAAUUCCUCUCCAUCCUGCCCAAGGAACUCCAGGGCUGGGUGAGGGAACACUGUCCAGAGAGUGGAGAAGAGGCUGUGAUUUUGCUGGAGGAUCUGGAGAGAGAGCUUGAUGAACCACAACAUGAGACGGUAGUCCACAGACACGGACAAGAAGUCGUCUCUAAACAGAUAGUGACUCUAGGGGAGCACACGUCACUGAGCCUUCGGUCCCAGACUUCGGAGUCCCAGCUCACAUGUGACCCUGCUCAGAAGUCCCAUCCUUUUGGAGAAACAGAUGAGAUGACCAAGACUGAAGAAAGAGAAUUGGUACUAAGAAAAGACUAUCCUAAGAUAGUGGAACCACAUGGAAAAAUGUUUCCUGAACAGACCUGGGAGGUAUCACACCAGGAUUCCCCACAUGGAGGAUCCGUGGCAGGUCAGUUAGAGAGGCAGUGGGGAAGCCCCUUAGGAGAGGUGCAACACAAAUGCGAUGAAUGUGGGAAGAGCUUUGUUCAGAGCUCGGGUCUCAUUCGGCAUCAAAGAAUUCACACUGGCGAAAGACCUUAUGAAUGUAACGAGUGUGGGAAAACCUUCAGUCGGAGUUCUGGUCUUUUUAAUCACCGAGGAAUCCACAAUGUACAGAAACGGUACCACUGUAAAGAAUGUGGGAAGGCCUUCAGUCAGAGUGCAGGUCUUAUCCAGCAUCAGCGAAUUCACAAGGGAGAAAAGCCCUAUCAGUGCAGCCAGUGCAAUAAGAGCUACGGUCGGCGUUCAUUUCUCAUUGAGCAUCAGAGAAGCCACACAGGGGAGCGACCUCACCAGUGCAUUGAAUGUGGGAAAAGCUUUAAUCGCCACUGCAACCUCAUCCGCCAUCAGAAGAUCCACACAGUGGCUGAGCCAGUCUAGCCCUUGCUAUGCAAGUUUUCCAGAUCACUGGCCAAGUCGUGUGUGGUAGGGAUAAGACUAGAAAAUGCCUCUUCCUGUCUCCACUAAAUGUGUUUGGAACAAAUACUGACUUAUGGCCCAGGAACUUCCUAAGAGGAAAGUGGGUUUUUGAAGCUGCUGUUUUCCUUUUUGUUCAUUUACCCCUUUCCUGUACUUACUACCCUUGUCCCUCUUAUUUAUUCUCUUUGAGAUAGCUGCUAAACUCUCCUAAUAACGUAAUAGACAGCACUGCUAUAGUCAGCACACCUGAAAGAUCUGGUAUCUGUGUUUACUUCCUAAAGAUAAAAUAGAGUUGCUGGUGUUUUAUAAUAAAUGGGUCUUCAGUGCUCACCAUGA
Molecule: messenger RNA, 1624 nt
Organism: Galeopterus variegatus (Sunda flying lemur)
Lineage: Eukaryota; Metazoa; Chordata; Mammalia; Dermoptera; Cynocephalidae
Gene: ZSCAN9
Product: zinc finger and SCAN domain containing 9
Exons: 3
Coding region: 71-1249 (392 amino acids)
Biological process (GO): regulation of transcription by RNA polymerase II
Molecular function (GO): DNA-binding transcription factor activity, RNA polymerase II-specific; RNA polymerase II cis-regulatory region sequence-specific DNA binding
Source: RefSeq, a predicted model, not a curated record